Oncorhynchus keta (chum salmon) is the source of this 1637-nucleotide messenger RNA. RefSeq lists its product as uncharacterized. Gene Ontology annotation, biological process: DNA integration; DNA transposition. The record is from RefSeq and is a predicted model, not a curated record. The transcript is spliced from 3 exons. NCBI's taxonomy places the organism in Eukaryota, Metazoa, Chordata, Actinopteri, Salmoniformes, Salmonidae. Gene Ontology annotation, molecular function: DNA binding. Bases 921 to 1637 code for a protein of 238 amino acids.
GCUUGGACGUUUUAAAUUGAUACUUCUUUAUUGAUGCAUACAGUAUGUACAAUAAUAAGUUAUAUAUACAUUUCCAUUUUUUCCAUAAAAUUGUUUUUGUUUCCAUUGUUUCCAAAGUUUAGUCUGUGGAGCGUUUGUGAUCCUGAGGUAAGAGGUCCAGGUUCUGCACAUACAGUACAGUCAGUCAUCUUCUGUCACUAAACUACCUACCUAAACCACUAGCCUUCUGUUGACGCUGUGUUUGAAUUGAAAAUAACAAGGAGAAACUUAAAGAAGCUGUUAUGGAUAUGUGCUAAAUGAUGAGCAUUGUACAUGCACAUUUAUUAUUCAUAUACACUACCGGAGUCCAGCCCCUUUAAACGUGGCUAACUUAAAACACCAGAGCAGUGAAGACACACUGAGCAAUGGGAGUGUGCCUCCCCAGUCACUCAACCGAAAAAGGAUCCUUGGAGGUAUAGAAAGGCACUGUUAAAACACUAUAAACCAAACACACAGGUGGCUUCUCUUGUUCCUGAAAUGUCUGUAGCUGGGAGCUUAUCACCAUUAGCUGAUACAGUGGGGAGAACAAGUAUUUGAUACACUGCCGAUUUUGCAGGUUUUCCUACUUACAAAGCAUGUAGAGGUCUGUAAUUUUUAUCAUAGGUAAAACUUCAACUGUGAGAGACAGAAUCUAAAACAAAAAUCCAGAAAAUCACAUUGUAUGAUUUUUAAGUAGUUCAUUUGCAUUUUAUUGCAUGACAAGUAUUUGAUCAACUACCAACCAGUAGGAAUUCCAGCUCUCACAGACCUGUUAGUUUUUCUUUAAGAAGCCCUCCUGUUCUCCACUCAUUACCUGUAUUAACUGCACUUGUUUGAACUUGUUACCUGUAUAAAAGACACCUGUCCACACACUCAAUCAAACAGACUCCAACCUAUCCACAAUGUCCAAGACCAGGGAGCUGUGUAAAGACAUCAGGCAUAAAAUUGUAGACCUGCACAAGGCUGGGAUUGGCUACAGGACAAUAGGCAAGCAGCUUGGUGAGAAGGCAACAACUGUUGGCACAAUUAUUAGAAAGUGGAAGAAGUUCAAGAUGACGGUCAAUCACCCUCGGUCUGGGGCUCCAUGCAAGAUCUCUCCUCGUGGGGCAUCAAUGAUCAUGAGGAAGGUGAGGGAUCAGCCUAGAACUACACGGCAGGACCUGACCAAUGACCUGAAGAGAGCUGGGACCACAGUCUCAAAGAAAACCAUUAGUAACACACUACACCGUCAUGGAUUAAAGUCCUGCAGCGUACGCAAGGUCCCCCUGCUCAAGCCAGCCCAUUUCCAGGCCCGUCUGAAGUUUGCCAAUGACCAUCUGGAUGAUCCAGAGGAGGAAUGGGAGAAGGUCAUGUGGUCUGAUGAGACAAAAAUAGAGCUUUUUGGUCUAAACUCCACUCGCCGUGUUUGGAGGAAGAAGAUGGAUGAGUACAACCCUAAGAACACCAUCCUAACCGAGAGGGUGCAGCUGAUGCCCUCCAUCUGGAACAUCUGUGGUGGAGACGUAGUGACUGCCUUCGACCUCUCACCUUUCAGAACCAUCUACUGUACAACCUCAGGGGUGAGGACCUGUGUGUGCGCAUAUGCAGAGGCGUCUUGCCCCCUCAGAUUUUCCAGUUAA